AUGCCGUUAGAUCGAUCGUUCGCCAGUGCCUCUCAAAAGCCAGUUUCCGGUUCGACCUUUUCCCGCGCGCAGCCCGCCAUGCUCCUUCAGCAGCUAUCGCGUGACCCCGCGCAGCGGGAGGAGCAGCUCGGUGUUUUGCUCCAAGACAGCCCCGCGGGCUCCACCCUCCCCGCAUGGCUCCUCGCACACACAAACCCCGCGGUCGCGGUGCUGUUCCGACCGACCGCCAUCCGCGCUCCUCCCAACAGCGGCGCCGACGAGGCUCGCUCGGACGAGCCUGCGCUUCGAGGGGAUGUUCCCGCGCUUGCGAAGAAGAGGAGGUUCGCGCAAGUGGCGGCGGAGGACGAGGAGGUGAAUAGCAGCCAUCGCAAGUCGCCGCUAAGCUCGCCACCUCGGCCACCCUCAAAACGACUUGCACUCACCGAAGCCGCAGUUCCCGUCGCGUCGAGAAUUCCGCCAAACGAGGAAACCUCGGGGACUCAUGGCGCUUCGUUGAGCGCGCUACAGCCGGAUGCUACACUCAGCCUGGCGGAGCGACUCUCCCGCUACGACCAGCUAACGGCGUCCCUCCGCUCCUCCCUCCCGCACGGCAACCUGAACAAGUGGGACGUGGCGGUGGGGCGGCUGCGGGAGCGCGUGGCGCAAAAGCCGGAGUUUGGAAGCAACGUGAACCAGUUCCUCGUGUUCCUCCACAGCCAGCUGCGCGGAUCGCAACAGCCCUCCGCACGCGCCGCUCUGCACCAGUUCGCCGCGCUUAUGCGCGCCAGGUGCCAGCAGAAGCAGCAGCGGUCGGAAGGUGGUAACCAGUGCGUGGUGGGGGAAAGCGGGAGUCUUGAGGGCGUGAGUGAUUUAAAUGGAAUGUCAGUACUCGGUGCGGGCAGCAGAAGUGGCUUGAAUGGUGCCGCGGAGGGAGUGGGUGCGGUAGAAUGCGAUAGAGGAAGUGCGGCAGAGAGGAAGAUGGAACUUCAGUGGCUGCUCCGAUAG
Molecule: messenger RNA, 984 nt
Organism: Closterium sp. Naga37s-1
Lineage: Eukaryota; Viridiplantae; Streptophyta; Zygnematophyceae; Desmidiales; Closteriaceae
Source: the annotation of a GenBank genome assembly